Diatraea saccharalis (sugarcane borer) is the source of this 378-nucleotide messenger RNA. The record is from the annotation of a GenBank genome assembly. NCBI's taxonomy places the organism in Eukaryota, Metazoa, Arthropoda, Insecta, Lepidoptera, Crambidae.
AUGAAUCGAGACUUUGUGUAUAAUCAUGAAGACGACAGGCCGAGUGCAUGGUCGCGGGCUGGUAGCACCCUGAACAGAUGGCUGUGGGGCGCGCUCUGCUGCGGACUGCCAGGAGUACCUUGCUUCUUCUGCACCUGCUGUGAAAGACUCGAUGACGUCACUGACCACGAACGGCCUAGAGUUAACCAAUCAACGGCUACAGCUGAACGCAUCAGCAGACCGCACAGGCCGCACGCUCCUAGAGGACGCAAAUCAACGCCAGAGAUGUUGUCAGCUGUUCGCUGCGCCCUCAGUCAGCUGCAAGGGGAGCCGGCGCCGCCGCUGCCAUCCUGCAAGACCGCCGCCAGCCCACUCUCGCCCACUCCUGAACCCGGCUGA